AACAUUGACUGACUCAGCCAUGUGACCCAAAACCUGCUCUUGAACUAACAUAGACCUUUGGGAUAUAAACUCAGAUUCUGACAGCCAGAGUCACUCCCUCCUGAGCCACAGACAAAAAUGGAGCUCCUGGGAGGAGCCACUGUUGUCCUCCUGGUUUGCAUUGCCUGCCUGCUCUCCUUUGCAGCAUGGAAAGGAAGGUCUGGGAAGGGGAAGAUGCCUCCAGGACCAGCUCCCCUUCCCAUUCUAGGCAACCUGCUGCAGGUGAAACCAAGUAACUUGGCCAAAACCCUCCAGAAGCUCAGUGAAGAGUAUGGACCCGUGUUCACAGUGCACCUGGGCUCUGACCCAGUGGUGGUGCUGCAUGGAUACGAUGUGGUGAAAGAAGCCUUGGUCGAUCGCGCAGAUGAGUUUGCUUCCAGGGGACACAUGCCAAUUGGAGACAGGGCUAACAAUGGAUUAGGGAUUAUUUUUAGCAACAAUGAGCUAUGGUUACAAGUCCGGCGGUUUUCUCUCACCACUCUGCGGAACUUUGGAAUGGGGAAGAGGAGCAUUGAAGAGAGGAUACAGGAGGAAUCUGACUACUUGCUUGAAGAGAUCAACAAAACAAAGGGAAAAGCUUUUGACCCAACCUUCAUGCUGAGCUGUUCUGUCUCCAAUGUCAUAUGCUCCAUUGUCUUUGGGAAACGAUAUGAUUAUAAAGACAAGAAGUUCCUGGCUCUGAUGGACAACAUGAACAACAUCUUUGAGAUGAUGAACUCCCGCUGGGGACAGGUACGUUCAAUGUUCUCAAAUAUCAUGGAUUACCUGCCUGGCCCACACAACAAUAUAUUUGGAGAAUUUGAUGCUCUAAAAGCCUUUGUAGCAGAGGAGGUAAAGUUGCACCAAGCCUCCCUGGAUCCCAACUCCCCUCAGGAUUUCAUCGAUUGUUUCCUCAGCAAAAUGCAGGAGGAGAAAGAUCGUCCCAAUUCCAGUUUCCACAUGAAGAACCUUAUAACAAGUGCUUUCGACUUGUUCAUUGCUGGAACUGAGACAACAAGCACCACUGUACGAUAUGGGCUUCUGCUUCUUCUCAAAUAUCCAAAGAUACAAGAAGAGAUUGACCAGGUAGUAGGACGAUCAAGAAAACCCUGUGUGGCUGACCGGUCCCAGAUGCCCUACACAGAUGCCGUGGUCCAUGAAAUCCAGCGCUUCAUCUCUCUUGUACCCCUGGCCCUCCCUCACACUGUGACCAAAGACACCAACUUCAGAGACUAUGUCAUUCCUAAGGGCACUACAAUUUUUCCAGUCCUCACUUCUGUCCUCCAUGACAGUAAAGCGUUUCCAAACCCACAUGAGUUCAAUCCUGAACAUUUCUUGAAUAAGAACGGCAGCUUUAAGAAGAGUGAAUUCUUCAUGCCCUUCUCAGCAGGAAAACGAAUAUGCCCAGGAGAGGGCCUGGCACGAAUGGAGAUAUUCUUACUCAUAGCCAUCAUCUUGCAGAACUUUACUUUGAAGUCUGUUGUCAACCCCCAGGAGCUCAACAUUACCCCGACUCUGAGUGGGACAGGCAAUGUACCUCCUGCCUACCAGCUCUGUGCUGUCCCCCGCUGAAAAGCACUGAACCACUCUCCAGCGUCCUGAAACUAGCUAUUCCUUUACAUGUUCUUUACUAAAAUCAACAGCAGGAGCACUGGCCCAUCUUUCCCAGGCCUUCAGGAAGGCAAUCCAAACACAAGGCACAAAGCAGAGACCUCUGAAGCCUCCCAGAACUCCACCACACCGCAGGAGGCCCUGGGUGACAUUGCAGCCUCUUGCACGGAUGCUCUGUCACAGGAUCAUUGAGUGCAGUGGCUGCAUCAAACAGCCACUGUUGGUUUUCUCACCAGCACAGCUCCC
Molecule: messenger RNA, 1875 nt
Organism: Zonotrichia albicollis (white-throated sparrow)
Lineage: Eukaryota; Metazoa; Chordata; Aves; Passeriformes; Passerellidae
Source: RefSeq, a predicted model, not a curated record